Messenger RNA from Grus americana (Whooping crane), 2781 nucleotides. RefSeq names its product metallophosphoesterase domain containing 2 (gene MPPED2). Gene Ontology annotation, molecular function: hydrolase activity. The coding region runs from base 598 to 1482 and encodes 294 amino acids. The record is from RefSeq and is a predicted model, not a curated record. The transcript has 7 exons. Lineage: Eukaryota; Metazoa; Chordata; Aves; Gruiformes; Gruidae.
CUCCCGGCGCUGCCCUCCCCGCUCCCCCGGGGCUGUGGCCGCCGGCACCCCCCUGCCUUGACCCCGGCUGGGCCGCAGAGCCGCUGCUCCUGCUGGCCUCUCCCGCCGGCUCGGCGGGGGGAGGCUGUGCCGCACUUGGGAAAUGCAGCAGCGAUUCCUCCCUCCCUCCCUGCCCGGGGGGGUGAAGUGCGAGGCAGCGGGAGGAGCUGUGCGUGUGUGUGUGUGCGAGCAGCGCUCCGUGGCCGCCGUGUUUCCUGGUGCCUGCUCCCUGACCCCAGUGGCAGUCCCGCUCACUGCACCGCGCCCGCCCUCGCCGCCGCCCCGGACCCAGACCCGGACCCAGGCCGCCGCCGCCGGGCACCGCCGCGGGGUCGGGCGCAGGCUCUGCCCCGGCCGCGCCCCCGCAGCCCCAUGGAGCGGCCCCGCUGCCCGCGCUGAAGGCAUCCCCGACCCGCCCGCAGCGGCAGCCGGCGGAGGGAAGAGGUCCGUGGAGUUGAUGAGGUGCUGCUUAGAGUCGGGAGCCGCCGGGAACACAAUGUCCUACCCCGCUCCUGGCCUUGGGAAGUUGUGAGCUGCUCAUGUCCAUAAGGAGGAAGGAUGGCUCAUGGAAUUCCUUCACAAGGCAAAGUUACCAUAACGGUGGAUGAAUACAGCUCCAACCCAACGCAGGCGUUUACACACUACAACAUUAAUCAGAGCAGGUUCCAGCCUCCGCACGUGCAUAUGGUCGACCCUAUCCCAUAUGACACUCCAAAACCAGCGGGCCACACGCGAUUUGUCUGCGUCUCAGACACGCACUCCAGAACAGAUGGCAUCCAGAUGCCUUAUGGGGACAUCCUUCUCCACACGGGCGAUUUCACCGAACUGGGACUGCCCUCAGAGGUUAAGAAGUUUAAUGACUGGUUAGGAAACCUACCAUAUGAAUAUAAAAUAGUGAUUGCUGGGAAUCAUGAACUGACAUUUGAUAAGGAAUUCAUGGCAGACCUUGUUAAACAAGAUUACUACCGCUUUCCCUCUGUGUCCAAAUUGAAACCAGAGGACUUUGACAAUGUUCAGUCACUCCUGACAAAUAGUAUUUACUUACAAGAUUCAGAGGUAACUGUUAAAGGAUUCCGAAUAUACGGUGCCCCGUGGACACCAUGGUUUAAUGGAUGGGGCUUUAACCUACCCAGAGGUCAGUCUUUGCUAGACAAGUGGAACCUUAUUCCUGAGGGAAUUGAUAUACUAAUGACACAUGGACCUCCCCUUGGUUUUCGAGACUGGGUUCCAAAGGAGCUGCAGAGAGUGGGUUGUGUGGAACUGUUGAACACGGUGCAGAGGCGAGUAAGGCCCAAACUCCAUGUCUUCGGUGGGAUUCAUGAAGGUUACGGCAUCAUGACAGACGGUUACACAACGUACAUCAAUGCUUCAACGUGUACAGUCAGCUUUCAACCAACCAACCCUCCAAUUAUAUUUGACCUUCCAACCCCUCAAGGAUCAUGAAGCACUACUGCACAUUUGGAACUGGGGAAGGUCUAUAAACUGCCAUUUUCUAAUUAUAAAACUUACAUUCUGUUCCAUGUUUAUUUCUAAAUUGAGGGUGGGUGAGUGAGAAUUUGGGGAAACUGGGGGGGUUUUGUUUUCGGGUGGGGUUUGGGGUUUUGGGGUUUAUUUUGUUGGGUUUUGUUUUUAUUUUUUGUAAAUUGCUGGUAUAAAAAAACCGAGAAGUUAGAGGUUGUGCUUUUUGGAAAUGCAGCGUUCAUUUUAAAUUGAUAAAGCAUUGUGAAUUUGUAAAAUGAAUUUUGUUUUUUUCAAUAAAUUUGCCAUUGUAAAUUGUUAUAGUGUUCUCAAAAGGACAGCCAAGCUUUCUUUUAAUAAGUGAGAGACCUUAUUUUAAUAUUAUAUUAUAAGCUAAAAAUAGGCAGCAUUUAAAAACACCCAAAUUUGCACAACUUAUGUUAUUGUCGGGGUUUUUUAAGUGUCUUCUUUUUCCCUAGGUCUAAAUGUUAGCUUUUCAUCUCCAUUUAUAUCAAUUUUUUUUAGUAGCACAAACAAUAUUUUGGGGUCCAUUUACCUCUUGAUAUGUGACUUGUUUCUGUUGACAGUAGAAUGCAGCAAGGGGAAAAUAGACUUCUCAGCUGUUUGUCUCUACCUGCUUUAUACGUUAAAGACUGAUAUAGAUAGCCACAGCCUGUAUGUGAUAUCUACCUUUUAUUGUUUGUUUUUAAAUUAUUUUAGCUUUAAAAGACUGGGAGUGAAAGCUGCAAAGAGCAGGUAUUUCAUGCAGUAAAAAAAAAAAUGUAAAUGCGGACUCCUUUUAAAUAUGAAUUUAUAUAUAUAUGUAUUUUUUGUGCAUUAUAACUAAGCUAGGAUUUAAUAUUGCCAGUAUAGCAUCUGCAAAAUUAUGCUGUACAGCACAUCUAAAUUAUGAAGGAUGUGACACAUUUUCGAAGUGCUCAAGGCCUUCAAGAGCCCGAGUUAAAUCUUUGUCGUAGUUCAGGCAUGUAUAGACUCAAAUGGAUACAAUCAAGCCUAACUAAAAUAAGGCUUAGUUGUCCUUUAUAUUUAAAUAUUCUUCUUGUCUUUUUAUUUCCUUUUUCUUAUUUUGCACUGUGUGUAAAUGCAAUCUCGCUAGCACAAAAUAUUGUUGCAGAUAGUUAUUUCUGUUCUACCACUGUAAAUGCUAUUGAGCUUUGUUCUGUUUUAUGUUACCUUGUUAAUGGAAUUUAGAAAAGCAGUUGUUUCUUUAAAUUUAUUGUGAUAUUAUAUCUAGCGGCCUUUAUAUGCAAAUAAAAUUGCAAG